AUGUCCGACUUGAAUACCCAGACCACUGUGCAGAAUGGGCGCGGCCACGGCGCUCCUCACACCACUGGGCACUCCAAGGCUCAAGAGAAGGCACCCCAAGGUCUAGAGGAGCACCUUCCCGAUUCUGUCCACCGCACCGGCGCUGAGCCCGGUCAGUUUACUCACAAACCUCACGCCAAGGACGGAGGCAAGGCGUCCAUCGUGCCUCAGAAGCUACAGGAGAAGCUUCCUGAGAGAAUUGAGCGUGCAGUCCCUAACGCCAUCCACAACACUGAUGACGCUGGUGGCCUGCACCGAAAGCAGUAA
This is a messenger RNA of Fusarium oxysporum Fo47, 306 nucleotides long. RefSeq lists its product as uncharacterized. The transcript has 2 exons. The record is from RefSeq and is a predicted model, not a curated record. The coding region runs from base 1 to 306 and encodes 101 amino acids. Lineage: Eukaryota; Fungi; Ascomycota; Sordariomycetes; Hypocreales; Nectriaceae.